Messenger RNA from Annulohypoxylon maeteangense, 1371 nucleotides. RefSeq lists its product as uncharacterized. The transcript is spliced from 6 exons. Gene Ontology annotation, molecular function: acetylpyruvate hydrolase activity. The coding region runs from base 261 to 1133 and encodes 290 amino acids. Lineage: Eukaryota; Fungi; Ascomycota; Sordariomycetes; Xylariales; Hypoxylaceae. The record is from RefSeq and is a predicted model, not a curated record.
CAUCGCGAAGCCGGAUAUCGUGGGGUAGUUCCGAAUGUUACCGGGACACAAAUGCAAUCACAUUCGUAACACCUGAGUCGUGGCGAAGCCAGUAAAAGCAAUAUGGGUUAAAAGAGGAAAAUAGAAGGAUGUCCCCGGUCGAAGGGUUCAAUCGUCCGAUUUCAAGGGAAUAUAACGGUCUUCGUUGCGCUUCGACCUGGACGACAGUAAUACGUAGAAAGAGAGUCUUGAGACGCUAGAAGCACGUAGAAGUCACUGAGAUGGCAUUUGACAGGCUCGUCCGAUUCAUCCCACGUCGACAAUUCGCCCGACCGUUGAUCGGACAACCCGUCGAUCGGCUUAUCGACGUCGGCAAAGCUGUCUACGAAGGCAAGGCCGUCGAAGUACGGGCAUUCAGCGGAACCUCUGUCUUGAAUUCCGGUUCGCCGACAGAUCAGAUAGAGACCAUCGAUCGCAUAUUGUCGCCGCUAUCCGCGGAUGAGGUCGGAACGAUCCGGUGUAUUGGAUUGAAUUACGCGAACCAUGCUAAAGAGGCAGAUGUCGAAGUUCCUGACAUACCUAUGAUGUUCAUGAAGCCCGCUACGGCGCUAGCGGAUCCCUGGCCGGUUCCCACCGUCAUCCCGAAGCACACUCUGAGGGACGACUGCGCGGACUACGAAGCCGAGCUAGCCAUCGUGAUUGGGAAGCCAUGCAAGAACGUGAGCGAGGCAGAGGCACCGGGCUACAUCCUAGGCUACACAGCCGCCAACGACGUGUCAAGCAGGGCCUCGCAGUUUUCCCAGAGCCAGGUCUGCUACUCGAAAGGGUUCGAUGGGUCCUGUCCCCUUGGCCCCAUCCUCGUGUCUGCGGCGGUCAUGCCCGACCCUGGCGCCUUCACCAUUCGCGGCUUGAGAAACGGGGAGGAGAUGCAGAAUUCCGCUGUUAGCGACAUGAUCUUCAACUGCGCGAAGCUUGUGAGCUUCCUAUCCGAGGGCACCACGCUUCCUCCAGGGACAGUCAUCAUCACUGGCACGCCUGCCGGUGUAGGUCUCGGGAAGAAACCUCCAGCUUAUCUUAAGGACAAGGACGAGUACGUGGUUGAAUUGCUCCCGCACGUUGGAAGCCUCUACUCGGUAUUCGAAGCCGAGAAAUAGCGGUCUAGAUGUCGGCUGCCAUUUAGAUUACGGGAGCAGGGAUGACUUAGGAAGAAAAAUGUCUGCAUCACGAUAUUAUUAGGCCAUGAGGUCUAUGCAAAGAAUAGAUGCGACGCUCAGACAAUGUUGCCCGACCGAAGUAAGGGUGGGCCGUGGAAUGCCACAGGCGCUCAUCGGGAAUUUUCGAUGCAUUUCGGGCUUCACCGGGUCUACUUCAGCCUCGUGAGGCAAAGCAAAA